Molecule: messenger RNA, 531 nt
Organism: Ectocarpus siliculosus
Lineage: Eukaryota; Phaeophyceae; Ectocarpales; Ectocarpaceae
Source: the annotation of a GenBank genome assembly
AUGAAACCGUCAUGUUCCAUCCACGGCGUGGUGCAUCAACCACGGACCCACGGCACAGCCAGCCUGAGCCGGAGGUAUGAAGGCAUGGUCCUCACGCAGGAGGAGAUCGACGGUUGCCGAGAUGCUUUCCUCGCCUUCGAUAAGGACCGGAGCGGCAAUAUUGAUGUGUGGGAACUGCGACAGGUGCUGGAAGCGAUGGGGCAGAAACCAACGGAAGAGGAGCUCUUUCAGAUGAUAAGCGAGGUAGACGACAACAUGUCUGGCUCCAUCGACUUUCCGGAGUUUCUCAAGGUUAUCGAGAACCAAAAGACUCGGGCGCAAAACUUCGACGACGAGACGGACAUGAUCGACGCCUUCGUCGCUUGUGGAGGGAGGAUGGACAAAACGGGUCACGUCAAAAGGGGCGCCUUGGUAAAGAUCAUCAAGGUUGACUUCGGCCUGACGAUAAACAUAGAGGACCUCAUCAACAAGAUCGACGCAGACGGCUCGGGCGAGAUCGAGUUUCCCGAGUUCAAGGCCCUCCUCUCCUGA